UUUGUACAAACUUCAAUACUACCUUAUAGUUCUUGCUUUUUUCCAUCUUCUUUCAGCAGCAACAAUGGCAGCUCCAGAUCCAUCUUUGUUCCUCAUUUCAUUCACUUUUCUCCUCUUCAUUUUCCCUUCUACAACCUCAAAAUCACUAACUUCACCUUCUCCAAUUUCCUCUCCUUCACCAAAACCAUCUCCAAUUCCCACACCUUCAACUCAUUCAUCUUCUCCACUUGACCCAAAACAACUCAAAGCUCUUCAAUCCCUCAAUAUUCCAACAGGUAAAAACCCAUGUAGUCACAACUCAACUAUUGUAUGUGAUUUUUCAACCCCAUUUCGUCACAUUGUUUCACUUACCCUUUCAAACUGUUCAGAUGAUGUUGCUUUAUCUCUUACUGCUCUUAAAUCUUUAUCUACACUUACCAAUUUACAGUUUAUUAACUGUCCCAUUUCACCUAUUCAUUUCCCUUCUCAGCUCAGUUUAAAUCUUAAGUCAUUUACUUGUAUUAAUAGUCUCAAGAAACUUACUGGGGUUUGGUUAAGUAGGUUUAAGAAUGUAAAUGAUUUAACUGUUUCGCGUGUUUCUAUUACUGCUAGUGGUCCUGGUAUAAUUUUGGAUAGUAUUGAGCAUUUGCUUUCUGUUACUAUUUCACAUGCUAAUUUAUCUGGGGUUUUGCCUAAACAUUGGCACCCGAAUCUUAGUUAUGUAGAUUUGUCUGGGAAUAAGUUAAAAGGGAAAAUUCCCAGUUCGUUAACUGAGCUUGAGAAUCUUGUUUUCUUGAAUCUUUCGUCGAAUUCUCUUAAUGAGACAAUUCCAACUUCAUUUGGUGACUUGUCUUCUUUGCAAAAUGUAUCGUUGGCUUCGAAUUCGUUGUCCGGAUCCAUUCCUGAUUCGAUUGCUGCUAUCCCGGGUUUAGUUCAUCUUGAUCUGGGGUCUAAUCAGCUUAAUGGGACUAUUCCGAAAUUCAUUUCGGAUAUGAAGAGGUUGAAAUACUUGAAUCUUGAGAAGAAUAACUUUCAUGGGAUUUUGCCUUUUAAUGCGUCGUUUAUAAAGAAAUUGGUUGUGUUGAAAGUGGGUGAAAAUUCUAAUCUUUGUUACAAUCACUCAACGUUGUCUAAGAAAGUGAAACUUGGCAUUGCGCCUUGUGAUAAACACGGAUUGCCUAUAUCGCCUCCGCCUUCAAAGGACAUAAGUUCGGAUGAUGAUGAGGACGACUCUGAUUAUGCUGACGAUGAAAGUCCACACCAACAACGUAGUCAUGGACCAAGUAAGGUUGUUCUUGGUAUUGCCAUUGCACUUUCCUCAAUUGUGUUUUUGAUUAUUUUCUUGGUUCUGUUGGCCAAAUGCUGUAAAUGAGUACAAAAACAGAAUCUUGGUUGGUUUAGUUUAGGAAAUUUCUUAAUUGGAUAUGUGAUUUGUUUUAGUUAAUUAUACAGUUGUACCUUGAAAAAAGUAGAAGAUGUGGUUACUCUAUUUGGUGUGAUUCUUUUUAGCUGUUUUGCCGUAGGAGGAAGCUCCAUUUUCAGCUUUCGUCUAGGCUAAAGUGAUUCUUAAGUGUAUGAGGGGAGAAAUUGCUUAUUGAUGAAUAUUUUUAUAUAUAUGUUUUUUUCGAUGGA
Nicotiana attenuata is the source of this 1611-nucleotide messenger RNA. Its product is annotated as receptor-like protein 51. Lineage: Eukaryota; Viridiplantae; Streptophyta; Magnoliopsida; Solanales; Solanaceae. Gene Ontology annotation, molecular function: protein binding. The transcript has a single exon. The record is from RefSeq and is a predicted model, not a curated record. The coding region runs from base 65 to 1351 and encodes 428 amino acids.